CAUCUUUUCAUUGAAUUUUUGAGGCUUGAGAAUAGGAUGACAUAAUUCAUGCAGUGAACGGAGUAAAGGAAGAGAAAUGGGGUUGUGGUGUAUGUCGUUCGAUGGCUGUUGCCUAGUCAACUCGUUGAAGUGAACUUCGUGAAGAAGAAGAAAACGAGUGGAGGUUGUUAUAGAAUUGCAGAACGAGGAAAGAAAAAAAAAGAUCGUUUCUCUGUCCGUUUGUAUAACACCUCUCAUUAGUGAGGUGUGUGCCACACGCUGUUUUUUUUUUUUCUUUCCCAACGCCCCUCAAUCCCGGGGUUUCACGUUCAACCCGGUGAUUUUGUUUUUCUUCUUCUCCUUUCUCCUGAAAUAUUUUUUUAAAGCGGCUCUCUUUAAAAAAAAAAAAAACCUUAUUCGUGGCGUGGAAUCGAAGUUUCUCGUGUAGUGUUGAAUUUCUCGUGUCAUAAUCGCCGGCUUUGAAUCGCGACGUCAAAUCCCGGAAAACGGACGCUUUACUCCAACGUGGCAUUCUGAAAUUGUGGUUCGUUUCUCUUUGGCCGGUUCGGGGACGUAGGGGAUCGAUCGAUCGAGGUGGCCAGUGUUUUUCCAUCAUGCUGAGAAAGAGCGCUAGCCAGCGAACGGUGCGCGAUACGAGACAGACCAAUCAAAAGUUGAGCCGUCAGAUUGAAAACGUGUUCAGUUAUCGAUUGCAAGAUGCGUUCCAGCGGGGAUUGGGAUACGACUCUGCCACGCCAACUGAAUGGCCUGGCGAAUUGAACAGACUCAGCGCCGAUGGAUCAAUCCUUUUGAAGAAUGGCGGCGGAGGAGGGUACGGCGGAGCGAAUGGAUUCCUUCACCACCAGUCGUCUCCAGCCUUUCAGAAUCAUCUCCAGCAGCAGCAGCAGCAUAAUGUGGCGUCAGCUGGAGGAGUAGGUCAACAUCCGUCACAGGUUCACCAGUCACAGGCGCAGCAAACGGCGGCUGCGUUGAUGAUGAACGGCAAAUCGCCGUCACGCGACCUGGGCGGCGGAUCAACUCCCGUCUUGAAAAUGACGUCCGCCCACAACAACACAGCAAACACUCAGGCUUUCCGGAAUAAUUCCGCCAGACUCGAUUGCGGCGCUGGCUCAUCGAGCCACACCAACAUGAGCGGCGGUGGCGGCGCUAUGAUCGGCGCAGCGGGAGUUCCAUCCAUCAUGAGCGCGUCGGCGGCCGUUCGUUCCGUGUCUCGUGAACGGCUUGUUCAAAGCCAAGUCGUCUGCCUGGCCACAUCGAGCAACAGCAACAACAACAGCAACACGAGUAACAGUAGUCGCGAUUUGAUGGCCCGUGACGCCCGUGAUGCAUGGGAUUACUACGGUGCGCCUCCCUCUGGCCAGCAGGCGGGCAAUAGCAGCAUGGCGAGCGCAGGUCUUUCAGGCUCGUCUCCGUCGAUGGUUGGAUCGUCACCGAAGAUAUUCAACGGGCUGGCUAACAAUGGGGCGAGUGGGUCUUCUGCUUACGCAACACGUCCGGCGGUAGCACCGGGCGGGCCGGCCUCUAUCAUCAAUAACGUUCGACAAACGCAACAAUCGCCGGCAGCCGGCUGCAAUGGCGGUCUCGUUCAGCAUCAGCAAUCGUUUCAGCAACCGCAACAGCGGGCCAAUGUGGCCGCAAUAAAUGGCAUGGCUGCGUCGGCAGCUAUAGUUGGAGGGCUACGUGACCCACGUGACCGCUUCUCUUUGCUCUCGUCGUCGGCCACCUCCCCUUCUUCGUCGUCGUCGUCUCCCAAAUUGGAGAAUGGAAAUGUAGCCACCAAUAAUGGCAAUUCUCUUAUUCACGCACCUUCACCACAGAGACUGUACAGUCCGGUUGGCCAGUGCCAUCCACAGCAGCCACAUCGAAAUCAAAUUCAGCAACAACCUCAGCAGCAGCAGCAGCAGCAGCAGCAAACGAUUGGGCAACAACAUCAACAGCAAUUGCUGCAGGCUCAGUCUCACCACCAGCAACAACAACAACAACACGCAUCGCAAUCGUUGCAGCAAGGUUCUGUAAUUAACUCGCAGCCCCAGCAGCAUCAGCAGCAGCAACAACAGCAGCAACAACAACAGCAGCCUCAACAACAGCAACAGAUGAUCCAUCAUUUGCAGUAUCCUUAUUACAAUUCCAAGUUGGAAAGUCUGACCCAUCGGAUGCCCAAUCUGAGCUUCGAAGGUCUGGGUCAACAACAGCCAACGGCAGCGACGGGAUCCGCCGUGGUCAGCAGUCGGGUGACUGAACAGCCUCCUCUUUCACCCGCUGUUGUUGCUGCUUCUCCUUCAUUUUCAUCCACCACCUCCUCUUCCUCCUCCUCUUCUUCCUCGUCCUCCUCCUCCUCCUCCUGUUGUAUCCCAUCAACCCCGGCGGGCUCUGGUGGCUCUCCAUCAACAACAACAGCCACAGCAGCAGCAGCAGCAAGUUCACAGCCAUCGGCAUCUUGUAGCAAUGGCGGCAAUGGUGGUGGCAGUACUGGGCCAUCGCCAGACACGAGCAGCAAACACGAGCCUUCGCUCCUCUUCCUAUCCGCGGGGCAUGCCGAAUCGACGGCGGCCAGCGAUCAAUCCGUCAACGCCAGAGCAACGGGCGCACCACCAGCAACAGCAACCAGUCCGCUCCUAUUGCCGCCAGCAGGCCAGGUGUGUAGCAACGCAGGCCAACAGUCCAGUUCGUCGGCAGAGGUCAACGGUGGCGGUAAUUCGGAAACGGGCGCAUCGUCCCCCUGCUGCUCCUCGGAUCACAAGGAUAACAUCGUCGAUGUCAGCAACAAGUUGCAGCAGCAGUUUGACGCCUUGUGCAUGGACGAAGCCUUUGCGACGGCAGCCAUUGUUACGGCGUCAGUGAGGACGAGCAGUCCGUCGGUUGUGACCAAAACGACGUCGCUUUCUGGCCGCCACAACAACAAGGAUUUACUUAGUGCCGAAGCCAGUGGUUACCUGUUCCGGCUGGCCGAUCCGUCCAUGAUGCUGGUGCGUCCAGACUCGUCGGCCGCUUCGGCCACGGCCAGCGCGUCGACAAGUGGAGCCGAUCAAGAAGAGACUAUCGGCGGAGGAGGAGGAGGAGGAUCCAAUUCGUCCACGUCGUCACGAACAGGGGGACUGAUGGCCUCUGGCGUUUCGAAUGUGUCGGACAUGCUGGGCGCCGGCAUGUCGCCCGAAUCGAUCACCGAUUGCGGAUCGCUGUCCAAAAGCUCUUCGGAUGGCGAUCCAGUUGGAGUGGUCAGCCGGAAACGACCUCCAACUAAAUUGAAAUCGCGUCGUCGCAACAUUCUCAGUUUCCCGCACCACAUUAGCGUCGACGAGCUGCGUCUUCUCCAGCGUCGCAAGGAGUCGAUGUACGGCGGUUCAUCGUCGGACGAGAACCGAUCUUCGGGUCACGCUAGCAUGUCGGAUGGACACACGAGUUCGUCACCGCCCGCUGAGACCCUGCCCAGGCACACGCAUUACCGCACCUGCCUUAACGCCGUACCUGAAGAUGACAAGAUGUCGGCCAACUGUGUCACGCCGCAGCAGAGUCAUCCGCCAAAGACGAAUAAUAACCGGAGGGUGGUGGCCGGUAAGGCUGUGUCGCGACAUCGUGGUCUCGCCGGAGUCAAGGACGAUCUGUCAUCGCAGCUGGAACACGCCACCGGAUUGGAGGACAUCAAAAUGGCCAUUGAACAGUUGACAUUGCGUUCGCACGGUUCACGCACCUCGUACUCUACGUCAACGUAUUCCAGUUUGAGCGGCAGCGAAGGCGGAGCGGAGCCCAUGCGUCGGCUCAUCCGUCAUUCGUCGCUCGAAACGAUCAACACUAACGUGACGGUGGCCGACGAGUUCGUCUGGGUCGAUUCUUAUAAUCGCCUGGUAGAACUGCAACAGCUGCCCUGGUCCAAUCACGAUGUCCUUCGCGUCAUCCAGAAUGGACGCAUUAAAGAGCACUUGGAACGUGUUUCCAUGGAGACUGUACCACGACUUUCCUACUUGCUCCAGCGGGCGUUGGUACGAAUCGCCCGUGAGACUCAACGACUCGCCCGUCCGCUGGCCAUGUGCUCCAAACAGGAAGUCUGUUCCGCGCUGCGCAUCGUCCUUUCACCAGCCUUGGCCGAUAGUUGCAUCAAGGCGUGUUUGCGAGCGGCCGCCAUGUUUACUGUUUCGGGCGAUAUGGUGCGUCAAAGCAAAUCAGCCAGGGCUGCGCUACAGCUGUCUGUUGGCCGAUUCCAUCGCUGGAUGUGUGACGUCCGUUUGGGGAAAUUCAUUCACGAUUAUGCUGCUGUUUAUUUGGCCGCUGGCUUGGAAAAUUUGCUGGAAGAGAUCAUGAUGCAGUGCAUGCCAUCGGAUCAAGAGACCCUGCUGACGGCCUCCGUUUUGGAAAACGCCAUCGCUAACAACGGCGAUCUGUGGGGCCUGUUACAACCCUACGCUCAUCUAAACGCCGGCAGGACUGCUACUGGAGCAUUAUCGCUUCCACGAUGGCCGUCCCAAUCCGGGUUGGAUAGCGGACUGCGUGGCUCUGGAUCUUCCGUUUCUUCGAACGGCGAUGACCACAGCCGUUCGGCUAAAACAUUGGAACAAAGUUUACUGACUACCUGCGUCGGGACUAUCAACGAGUUGCACGAACUACUGCAACGGGUUACACAGUUUCACUUCCGUCAUAGCGCUCCGUGCCCGGGAGCCACACCCAACGGAGGAUCCAAACAGGCUCUCACCUGGGCAUCGUCCGCUCUUCACGCUCUCUUUUAUUUCAUGCGAUGUUCACAGUUGGAACACGCAGAACACGCACAGAGAGCUCCUAUCCAGGAACUGGUCUACGAGCGGCCUUACAUCGUGCUGCCACCGCUGAUUGAAUGGGUCCGGGUUGCCAGUGCGCACGCAGAACAUCGCCACUCGUCCGUCCUGGACAAAGACGAUGUUGCGCAAGCCGCCAGACUUCUUCUGCCGGGAGUCGAUUGUCCCAUCAGAGCCUACGGUUUCGAAGAAAUUCUCUGUCCUCGACGUCACAUGGAUGACCUGGAGUGCUCGCGCAAACUGAAAAUUGAUUUGGCAUUCAAGAUGCUAAGUUCGGCUCGCAGUGACCUGAUUCCGCACGCUUUGCAGUUACUGCCUUCCACAAAGAUUAACACGGUCAGCGAAAAUGGAUUGACGCCUUUAAUGUUGGCUGCCAUUCGUGGAGAUGAAACUUUAGCCAAAGUCUUGUUAGACGCGGGUGCUGACGUUGACGCCGAAACGCCAACAAUUGCCGGCGCCCAGACGCACCCAGGUGCCUACCCUAACCCCGAGACCCAACACUGGACAGCGUUAACUUAUACAGCCAUCCAAGGGCAACUAAAUAUCGCCAAACUGCUGCUGGAACGAGGUGCCAAUGUCGAAGGUGGCGCCCGACUCAGCGAAGACAAGUGCACCGAAACCCCAUUACAGGUGGCCGUUGGAUCAGGAAAUUUAGAAAUGAUAUCAAUGCUGCUCGCGCAUGGAGCGCGGCCAUUCCUCUCGACGUUAGUAAGAGACACUUUGUGCUACUCUAGCUCUGCCCAAAAAGGAUGUUACAGCGCUAUGGCCGUAGCGGCCGCUCAUGGUCAACGAGCCGUACUGCACAAGCUUCUCUCGCAUCCGGUCAACGGUAACAGCAACGCCGAAGUAUUAUCGUUGGAGGAGAUCUUGGCUGAAGGAGCUUCACCAUUUAACCUCGGAUCGCAGACCGACCCGUUCGCAGGUAACACGUUCAAACGAAUCAAAACAUCCGACGGAAAGCUUAUCGUUCAAAUCUUUCAAUUCCACGUUGGACGCAAAAAAAAAAUGAAAAAGGGUUCGGGGUCCAGUAGUUCAAGCGACUCUUCCAGGUCGGCCAGCAACAGCGCCAACGGCGGUGACAAUAAGUUGCAGGUUGUCAAGCUGAACAAAGGACAGAUCAAAGCCUUACAGGAAGCCAUGUAUCACAGUGCUGAAAAUGCUCAUCUAGACAUAACGUUAGAUUUGCGCAACUUGGGCGUUCCGUGGACAUUGCAUUGCUGGAUGCAUACGCUAGCCACCGCUCAUGAACAUUCACUAGAGAAUGUCAUCGACCAGCUGCUCCAAGAUUUUCUGCAAGUCUGGGGACCGGAUGACUAUUCGACCCAGUUUGUCGAUGAAUGUCUGCCCAUCAUCUUUAACAUCUUCCGUUACAGCAAGAACGAAGGAACGACUCUACUGCUGGCUGACAUCUUUGCCACCUGUUACGGAAGAGAGAACAUCAAAGAAAUCCGUGAUACGUCACUCUGCGGAGGUCCUCGAAUCGACCCUAAGUUUGUCAACAAUCCAGAACUAAGUGACGUCCAGUUUCGCGUUGAGGGCCGCGUCUUUUACGCUCACAAGCUCAUCUUGAUCACAGCCUCGCCUCGAUUCAAAAGCAUGUUGAACUCGAAAUUCUGCGAGGGCAACCCACCGAUUAUUCAAAUCAACGAUAUUCGCUAUGACAUUUUCCAGAUGGUGAUGCAUUACCUGUACAAAGGCGGAUGUGAGAAUUUGGACGUCAAUCAGAAUGAUGUACUGGAAUUGAUGGCCGCAGCCAACUUUUUCCAGCUUGACGGGCUACUCCGCUUCUGCGAAGCCAGGUGUUCCACACUGGUUGAUUUGGACAAUAUCGUCUCGAUGUACAUUCACGCAAAGGUUUACAAUGCCGUCCAGUUGUUGGAAUAUUGCCAAGGUUUCUUGCUACAAAACAUGGUGGCUCUAUUGACUUACGAUGAUUCAGUCCGACGUCUCAUCUUUGGCAAGAAACUACACAAUCACGACGUUCUAGCCGGUUUGCUGCUAACGUUACAGGCUCGCAUCAAAAGCCGCUCCCAGCACAAGUUGAACAAAUGAAAGGAAGGUGUCAUGUCUUGACAAAUUUUUUUCUUUAGUUUCACUGUGCAUUUUUAAAAUAACUCUACAUCAUUAUCCAAAAUCUUUGUCACUUAUCUUUGUCAUGUUUGACACAUUGAGUAAAAUCAGACAAGUCGGUUAAAUAAGUAUUUUUGCUCAGCGCAGCGGAUUGAGGUUUAUUCUUUGAAUGUAUAGUGGCAAUGCCCCUUAUCCUCCUCAUUAUGUUUUAAUAAGGGAUGUGGACUCUAUACAUGAAAUGUACCCAAUUCGUCCCUCCCCCACUCCCUCCAUACGCCUUAACUUCAGUUUUUAUGUAUAAUGUCUUUAAUUAUUGUAUUGACUAACAUUUCACUUGAAGCUCAGGUUAUGCAAAAACCCGAGUUUUUCGUUGUUAACUCACGCCAUGAUAAAUGAGCUUCGUCGAAACUAGUAUUGCGAGUUGGUUGCGUGGAGAAAAACGACCUAAGGACUAGUUCGAGUCCCAUGCCUGCUGUCGUGUUAACAAAAGGCUUAACAUUCCUCGACGAAGCUCUCAUUCCCUCUUCUUUUCAAUUACAUAAAAAUCCUCUGUCACUACAUAUGAAUUGCUUGCAGGAGGCGACAGAAUUAUAUUCAGCAUAAAGCUCCAGAUUUAUUCCAUGUGUUUGUAAAGCAAAUUAACACGAGUUAGCUGUUGGUGUACUUCUUUCCUUUUAUGAAAUGCGACUGAAAUAUAUAGAUUUUCCUGAUCGUUA
Molecule: messenger RNA, 7549 nt
Organism: Daphnia magna
Lineage: Eukaryota; Metazoa; Arthropoda; Branchiopoda; Diplostraca; Daphniidae
Product: serine-rich adhesin for platelets
Exons: 18
Coding region: 594-6815 (2073 amino acids)
Molecular function (GO): protein heterodimerization activity
Source: RefSeq, a predicted model, not a curated record